AUGAUAUCAAGUUGGGUGGUAUGUUUGGUUAUAUGCCAAGCCCCACUGUUUGGUUGGAAUCAAGAUACUUCAGAAGAGUAUUGCAGAUAUUUUGGAGUUUUUACAAAGAAUUUCCUGUUGCUAUACUGUGCUAUAAUGUAUAUGAUGUCAUUCAUGGUCUUUCUGAUGUACUGUCAUAUUCUAUGUAUAGCUUUCAAACAGAAUAACCGGAUUAGAAGGGAAGAUCACAGACAGAUAAACAAACAACACACACAUAUUUGGUGGAAACCAACCAAAACAGCCAUGAUCAUCGUUGGUAUCAACGUUGUUUCUUGGCUACCAUCAGGCAUAUUUGCUGUCCUGGUUACAACAGACCAUUUGGAUGACCUUUCCCUUGGACAAAAAGGAACAAUACUGACCUAUAUAUCUUCCGUAAUAUAUCUAAACUGUAUUGCCAAUCCAUUGAUCUAUGCUUGUAAAAUUAAGAAAGUCAGUCGCUUUUUGAGAAAAUUGUUCAAGGUGCGAGAACAUGUCACGUACGUUACAGAGUACGAUUUAAAACCAGAAAGCGGUGAACAACUUAUAGAGAAAGAGGUGAAUAGCAUAACAAAUAGAUGA
Molecule: messenger RNA, 597 nt
Organism: Mytilus trossulus (common blue mussel)
Lineage: Eukaryota; Metazoa; Mollusca; Bivalvia; Mytilida; Mytilidae
Product: alpha-1A adrenergic receptor-like
Exons: 2
Coding region: 1-597 (198 amino acids)
Biological process (GO): regulation of metabolic process; adenylate cyclase-activating G protein-coupled receptor signaling pathway
Cellular component (GO): plasma membrane; cytoplasm
Molecular function (GO): G protein-coupled receptor activity
Source: RefSeq, a predicted model, not a curated record